UAAGAUAAUAAAUGAUUUUAAAAUGUAGUUUAAGAUCAGGCAGCGCUAAGGACGCCUUUACUCCGGAACGGGGUCCUUACAAGUUCACUGUCGCGUGCUUUGAUUUCAUCCCCCUGCAGCGCAUAGCCGUCCAUGCAGAAUACGGACUGUUGAUGUAGCUCACUGAGGUGUUACCGUGGCGAUGGCUCGGCCUCCUCCGGACCCUCUGUACAUCCUGAGGGGUUCAGGGGCUGCAGUGAACACCCUGCACUUCUGCUGUGAUGUACAGGGACCGCCGCUGUUGUACUCUGGGUCUGGUAAAGGAGCAAUCCAUGUGUGGAAUCUGACCACCAGAAGACCAGUGCGUGUUUUAGAAAGCCAUGCUGGCAACUCCGUAAUCUGGCUCCAGGCUUUUAAAGACAGCAGUACUCUCAUCAGUCAGGGUCGAGACAUGCGUGUGUGCGUGUGGGAUCUGUCUGAAGGCCGCGGGACAGUGACGGAUUCUCUCUUCACGGGCAGUGUAGGCUUCUGUCAGUGCUCUCUGCUGGAGACCCGACCGGGAUCCACUUUACUGGCUCACCCCACAGAACACAUGGAUGAGGUGAGUGUGGUGGAGAUGAAGAACUGGACUCAGGUGUGCACUCUGAAACCAGACCUUAAACUGGGGAUGCUCAUGUGUAUGAAGAUGUGGCAGGCAGAGUCUGGUCCGGUUCUGUGUGCUGGUUAUGAAGAUGGCUCUGUGGUAUUAUGGGAUGUUCCCCAUCGCCGUCCAUUCAGCCAUCUGAAGCCACAUUCUGAGCCGGUGAUGUGUCUAGAUGUUGACGUCUGCGGGCAGAAGGGCAUUUCAGGGUCUUCAGACGACAUCCUCCACUCCUGGACACUCGACGCACAGCAAAACCUUCAGAUGCACAACUCCGUUCAGCUGACCAAUCCUGGAGUCUCCCAGCUGAAAAUCCGUGCGGAUGGCAGGAUCCUAGCGACAGCUGGAUGGGACAACAACAUUAGAGUUUUUGGUCGGAAGAAGCUGAAGCCACUGGCUGUUUUGCAACAUCACACUGACAUGGUGAAUAGUGUGGCCUUCUCCGACCAUAAGGACCCACCACAGAGACUUCUGGCCGCAGGGUCCAAGGACCAACGGAUCACAGUGUGGUCUAUAUAUAGCGAAAGCUGAGGCCAGGUUUGAAAGACAAGGCCCUCUUUACCUUUUUCAUCAAGCUGAUUGUUGCAAAUUACUCUGACUUUAUUUACAUGCUUGAAUCUGGCGCUAAUAUAUUUCGCUUUGAAGGAAAGCGCUCCAAACACCAAUUAGCGUCUCAGUGCCGUUCAGAGGCGGACCUACAACACGGCAGGACGUGGACCAUUAACAGGACUUGACAGGCUAUGUUUCAACCUAUAGAAACAAGCUUGGUUUGAGACAUUCCCACAUUGGGAAUCAAACAAAAGGAACUAAACUAAACACACUCCAUCAUCGUGUUUGGAUGCAACAAUAGCUUAUAUUUAAAUAUGUUUCAUUGUAGACGCUCGCAUGUGUUUGCUUUCCUCCGAGGAGUAGAUGCGUAUUUGCUCUCGAAGUCGCACCUGACCGCCGAUGUAAUCCACGGCUGUUUUUCUAAAUCUGUCUCCGAGUUUAAGAUUGCCCUCUGGAGUGACCUGUAUACAUCACGCAGGGUUAAUCACAAGGGCUCAGGCAACACAGACAGGCCUGUUUGUUAGGAAGAUAUAUUGAGCGAGUUUUGUUCUUUCCUUUAAGCACACGAGCUGAUGAAGGAGCAUGGACAAGGAUGACCUCUGCGUUUGGAUAUAGCUAAAAGACAAACCAGUAAUUUCUGCAUAUGUUGCUUUUGCGAAUGCUGGGGUUUUAUGUAAAGAGGUUUGAAUCCACACGUUAUGAUUUAUUAUGCAUUCGUCAGAUGCUUUUAUACAAAGCGAGUUAUUUCUUUCAAGCUAUACUUUUUUAUGUGUGUUUCCUGGGAAUUAAACUCUCAACCUUUGGCAAUGCAAAUGCAAUGCUCAACCAGUUGAACUACAGCAACUCUCACAGGAAAAUUGUUUCUUAUGAUACACUUUUUUAGGUAAUAACUUCUUAGAUUUUAAGUAACUCACCGUGAUAUAAAACAACCCUAAUCAUUAGCGGACAUACAGGUAGCUAUUUUGUCAGUAUAUACGGUUUAAUAGCCUUUUAUGACACUCGGUUAAGUAGGUUUCAUGCAUCUCAGCUUUGUCGGUAGGACAUCAAACAGCUAACAGCCGUCGCAUAAAGCAUAUGUCUCUGGGGACGUACCCAGACUGGAAUAUCUCAUCAGACAGUACAGGAAACUUGGGGAACAUGGAGGCCAUCCUUUUAAAGGAAAAACAACAGCGGGCGAGUCGCCGGCCAGAGAGGAAGACAAAACAUUUCAUUUCACAGUCUGCGUGGUGAUCAUUAGCUCGCCCUUUGUCAUUUGCGGACCCUCACGUACCUUUGUCCGUGACCUCUGUAAAGCUUGUCCGAUUGAUAAUCACUUCCUAUUUGUGUAGGCCUGAUGGGACGGGGGCGGGUACAACAAAGCCCAAAGUGGGGUCCCUUCCAUCCGUUCUGUGCAUAAGCCCAUAAAUGCUAGAGAUCGUACCUCCCAAGUUAAUAAUAGAUCACUUAAGAAGUCAAUAUAAGCAGAACCUCGACACGGGCCACUGACAAAAACCUGCGGCUCAGAGAACAACAGACAUGCGCCUGUGUACCGCACGAGGGGUCAGAGGUCAUCGGACCAUUCUACUCCAGCUUAAACAAACUUUCAGUCACCCACAUUGGUCUCUGUAUGGUGUGUGUUGCUAGAUGCAAAGAUACCCUUGGGUCUCUUUGGUUAGACCAGGAAAAUAGAUUUUCGCUUUUGGAAACGAAUAAUAAUCCUUGGUAAUCAUCACAGACUGAGGAAAUUGCACUUGGAAGGAGAGAAAGUUCAAACUGGAUGCAUAAAAUGUUUAAACGUUGCCAAGAUUGUUUAAAAUAAAACUGUUUUUUGCGAUAA
Misgurnus anguillicaudatus (oriental weatherfish) is the source of this 2984-nucleotide messenger RNA. It is a transcript of the gene gnb1l, whose product is annotated as guanine nucleotide binding protein (G protein), beta polypeptide 1-like. NCBI's taxonomy places the organism in Eukaryota, Metazoa, Chordata, Actinopteri, Cypriniformes, Cobitidae. Gene Ontology annotation, molecular function: protein binding. The record is from RefSeq and is a predicted model, not a curated record.